AAAAAAAAAAAAAAAGAGUCAACUUUGUAAACAUAUAAAAUGACUAAAAGAAAGAAUUCAGUUGAUAUUUCAUCCUCACGUCAUGUAAAGGUUGAAAUUAUUGAAAAGAAGGAUGAAGUCGAAACACCUUAUUUGGCUACAUUUCCUGGUACAAAACCUUCUUCUGACAUGACCUUUACUGCUUACAAACGUCAAGGCGAAAAAAUUAAUUCUAAAAAAUCUGAACAACGCAUUGUCACUGGUGAAACUGAUAAAGUUACUUUCCAUGCAGCUAACUUUGGGCCUGAAGCCGUAAAGAAUGUUCAAUGCAAAUAUAUUGUUGGUGUUUACUCCAAAAAGAAUAAUUCAUUAAGUAUCACCAAUGCACCUGUAAUGAAAAUGUCUCGCUCUGUUAAAGCUUUGAGUUCAGAAAUAGCCACUACGAGUAGAACCGUUCAAUCCCAGGUGGCACGUACUUCUCUUGGUUUAGCUUUCGGUACAGCUAAGGCUAAACAACAAUUGAAGAGUGAAGAACGUAACUUGGUAAAGGGUGAAGAUUUGGCUAACCAGAUGGACAACUUACACACAGAAAUUGGUAAAGCAACAGUCAACAUACCAACAAAGGACGAAAUGAAGAAAGAUAUGGAAACAGCCUUACCAGUACCUAAAUAUAAUAUAAAUGCUGAAUCACCUGAUGAGGUUUAUGAUAUUUCAUCCAUUGUAACUGAUGAAGAACUUCAAUCUUUGAAUUAUAAGGAGCUUUUGAAGGAGACUUCUUUGGAAGGCGUUCAGAAUUUAUUGGCUUACCAAAAUUCCAAAUUUGUCAAUGAUCGUAUCAUGGCUAUUUUGGGUUCUUCUGGAAAGAAGGACCGAAAGAGAGUCCGUACAUUAAUGUAUAUCAGCAUACUUAUGUCCUAUUAUGUCCGUGUACGCUCCAGUGAUUUAAAGAAUCGUAGAAAAGUUGAGGCUGCAUUAAAAUCACCUUCAAGUGUUAUAAUUGAUGGACUUACUGAAAGAUACACUGAAUCAAAUGUUCGUACACCUGUUAUGGCAGAUAAGAUUCUUUUAUAUAUGUUUACUCUUAUUCUUUCUAUUUCUGGAUACAGUGUCUUAAUUGAUCAGAUUGGUAAAGACUUACUAUUGAAACCCACAAAGAUAGUGACGUUGUUCAAAAACCUUGGAUGUAAAGUUGAUAAAGCUAGUGCAGAAGAAUGUCGAGAAUUAAACUCCAAACUUGCAAAGAAGGCAACUUUAGUUGUACCUUUGAAAUUCCCUGAAGUUAGAAAAGGUGUUAGUCGUCGUUAAAUUUACUUUUUAAUUUUAGAAAUAUAAAAUAAUAAUAAUAAAUAAAUAAAUAAAUAAAAAGGUAUAUAAAUAUAUGUGCAUGUAUAUGUGUGUUAUCUUGCCAUGAAAAAUAGGUUU
Cokeromyces recurvatus is the source of this 1401-nucleotide messenger RNA. Its product is annotated as RNA polymerase I associated factor, A49-like protein. The transcript is spliced from 5 exons. The record is from RefSeq and is a predicted model, not a curated record. Gene Ontology annotation, molecular function: DNA binding. Gene Ontology annotation, cellular component: RNA polymerase I complex. Gene Ontology annotation, biological process: transcription elongation by RNA polymerase I; nucleolar large rRNA transcription by RNA polymerase I; RNA polymerase I preinitiation complex assembly. NCBI's taxonomy places the organism in Eukaryota, Fungi, Mucoromycota, Mucoromycetes, Mucorales, Mucoraceae. Bases 40 to 1284 code for a protein of 414 amino acids.